CAAAAAACACAAUCUGUCUGUCACUAAAUUUUCAUCGAGUAAUUUUUGAAGUCGUAUCAGAAUCAGAACAGAAGUAUAGAAAAGAAAAAAUAUAAUUUGUGGAAAGUAAAAAAUAAAUCGAUUGAGAGUGAGACCAUAUUACACAAAUAAAAUCUUACGACAAAGCAAUUAUGGGCAAUACAGAUUCGAAAUUAAAUUUCCGAAAAGCAAUAGUUCAACUUACAACGAAAAAUCAAACUAUCGAUUCCAAUGAUGAUGUUUUCUGGGAUCAGUUUUGGAAUGGCCACACUACUAACUUGGAGGACGUAUUUGCUUUGGUAACAGCUGCCGAAAUACGAAAUUUGCGCACUGAAAAUCCUUCGAACUUGGCCACUCUAUGCUACAAAGCUGUUGAGAAACUAGCAGCUGCGGUUGAUAGCAGCUGCCGUACUCAAGCCGAGCAACAGUGCGUUCUUAAUUGCGUUCGUUUGCUUAUACGCAUUUUGCCAUACAUAUUUGAGGAUGCAGAAUGGAAACACUUUUUCUGGUCAUCAUUGCCGGGCCCCAAUGAUAACCAGAAAGAAAACACCUCGGAAACUCCACUCGCACAGAGUUUGCUCAAUGCUAUUUGUGAUUUACUCUUCUGUCCGGAUUUCACUGUUGUUGUAACAAGGAAGUCAGGUCCCGAAAAGGCCGAUGAAUUAGCAAACAUUGAUUCGUGCGAGUACAUCUGGGAAGCAGGUGUAGGAUUCGCUCAUUCUCCACCGAAAAAUGCACAUUUGGAACGACGGCGAUCAGAACUUCUUAAACUAUUGUUGACUUGCUUUAGCGAACCAAUUUACAGAUUGCCAAAUCAAACAGAAGAACCUAACAAAUGGAUAGCGUAUUUUACGAGCGCCGAUAAUCGUCAUGCGUUGCCUUUGUUUACAUCGUUUUUAAAUACAGUAUGUGCGUAUGACCCUGUGGGCUUUGGUGUUCCAUACAAUCAUUUGCUUUUCUCAGACACCACAGAACCUCUGGUGGAAGCGUGUCUUCAAAUUCUUAUUGUUACCCUUGAUCAUGAUAUGAUCAUGCACUCGGGAGGAAACUUCGAUGAAGGGUUCGGAGAUAAUUUGUUUAUUAAUUAUUUAUCUCGGGUACAUCGCGAUGAGGAUUUCUUGUUUAUUCUUAAAGGAAUCACAAGACUUCUUAAUAAUCCACUUGUUCAAAAUUAUCUUCCAAACUCUACUAAGCGCCUACACUGUCAUCAGGAGUUGCUGAUUCUCUUUUGGAAGAUUUGCGACUAUAACAAAAAGUUCCUGUAUUUUGUUUUGAAAAGCAGCGAUGUACUUGAUAUCCUCAUACCUAUUCUCUACCAUUUAAAUUAUUCCCGUGCCGACCAGUCUCGUGUGGGAUUGAUGCAUAUUGGAGUCUUCAUUCUCCUGCUACUUUCUGGAGAGAGGAACUUUGGAGUCCGCUUAAAUAAACCAUAUACCGCUACAGUACCGAUGGAUAUUCCUGUUUUCACAGGAACUCAUGCUGAUCUUCUUAUCACGGUGUUCCAUAAGAUUAUCGCUACUGGCCAUCAAAGACUACAACCUCUCUUCGACUGUCUACUAACUAUUCUCGUGAACGUAUCACCUUAUUUGAAAACCUUAUCAAUGGUUGCCAGUGUAAAGCUGUUGCAUCUUUUAGAAGCUUUUAGCACACCAUGGUUUUUAUUAUCGGCGCCAUCAAAUCAUCAUUUGGUAUUUUUCCUUCUCGAAAUUUUCAAUAACAUUAUUCAAUAUCAAUUCGAUGGAAAUUCUAAUUUAGUCUAUACUAUAAUCAGGAAGAGACAUGUUUUUCAUGCUAUGGCUAACCUUCCCUCAGACAUGGCGGGAAUUGCUAAAUGCUUGAGUACAAGGAAGUUCGGUAAAUUUAACCUGCCCCCAGUGCCCGAGGCAAUGGUUAAGCAAAUUGCAUCCACAAUACCAGUUCCACCAGAGGAUCCGCUAACUGAAGAAGAAUCUGAAGUUGAAUCGAUUGAUAAUAAAGAUGAAUCAACUAUGGAAGGUUCCCGACCAGCUCUCCCAGCAGAACCGGGCACCCUUAAAACCUCUCUGCUCGAUACCCCAGGCAUAAAUCAAAUGACCGAACGUGAAACUGCCCAUCCAAGCAGUCCACCUGAAGGAAGUAUGUCAAUUGAAGGGUCAGCAGCAGUUAUUGCUGUGCAAGGGUCAGGCUCACCAUCUGAGUCUAGGUCAAAUACGCCACCUCCAAAAGAACUCACAUCGAAACUUUCCAUAAAUACGCGUGGAAGCAUUCGUAUGGUGCCAUCGAAUCAAGAUCGAUGGACUCCUACACCUGAAUGGAUCGUGUCUUGGCGUUCCAAAUUACCACUUCAGACAAUUAUGAGAUUACUACAGGUCUUGGUACCACAAGUCGAAAAAAUAUGCAUCGACAAAGGUCUCACUGAUGAAUCGGAAAUUUUGAAGUUCCUUCAGCAUGGAACACUGGUGGGUUUAUUGCCAGUGCCGCAUCCAAUUUUAAUCAGAAAAUACCAAGCGAAUAGCGGCACCACUGCAUGGUUUAGAACAUACAUUUGGGGUGUCAUAUAUUUAAGGAACGUCGAACCAGCGAUAUGGUAUGAUACAGAAGUUAAGCUAUUUGAAAUUCAAAGGGUAUAGGAAUAAUUCUUAAAUUAUAUUAUAUUAAUGAUGUGUGUUUGCAUAAGACAUAGACACGUAUCUACACAUAAGUAUUUUAUAAUAAGCAUUUAUAAGCAGUUAUUUUUAUUUUGAAGAUUUGUUUUACUAUCGUAUACAUAUAUCAUUUAUCUGUAUUUGCAAACAGGGCACAGAUGUAUAAAUACCAAACUGAAUGUUUAAAAAAAAUUGUUAUUGCUUGAGUAAAUAUUAGUCUUCGAUAAUGCAGAAACAGAUUUAUUUGUUUAAAUGUUGUUAUUGUUAUUAUUUAUGUACGUAUUUUGUGUUCCUUUAUCUGACAAAAUAUUCCCUUUUAAUUAUUUUGUGCUUUAAAUUUCUGUAAACGAGAGCUUACACAUUUUGCCGACAUAUCUGAUAAUUUCCUUUUUUAAUUUUAGGCGUGCGACUGAAAGCGCAUUGGUUUCUUUUAUAGAAGUUUUUUUUUUUUAUUGAAUAUAUACAUCUUUAAAAUGUUCGAACAAUAUUUUCAAACACAAGAUAUUGUGAGAAAUAUUACGAUUUUUGAAAUAUUAAUUUUCCUGUCUAUCUUAAGUUAAAACACUUUAAAUAAUUUGUCAAGAUAAUAGUUAUAUUUUUUGUAGCAAAGAAUAAUUAACGAAAUAUAUUUUAAAAUUCCAUUAAUUCAGCAUUUUUUAAGUUAUUUAUCAACCUUUCUUUACUACUCCAUAUACUCUAAACGUUCGAUUCACGUGAAUCUUUGAUUUAACUUAAGAUUACUUUCAAAAUAUUUUUUUAUAUUUUUGAAAUUAUGUUUGUUAUGAAACCUUCACUUUUGGUAUUUUAAGAAGAUUUCAGAUGCAGAAAUUUAAUGUUUAUCUCUUCGCCUUCGAAUUUUGAACCAAUCCAUUUUCGGCAAAUAACAGAAGAGAUUUACGUGAAAACUUAUCCAAUAAUGGUUGAUCCUUACGGUCAGAUAUCAGUUUUUAUAGAUAUAGAAGCAGUGUGUAUAUGUGUAAGGAAAUAUCUGGUGUUGUGAACUCGACACGUCAUUUAACUAAGAAUUGACUUUUGUUUUAAUUUGAAUAAAAUUAUUAUAAUGAAAUAAGAACUUCAAUUAAAUAUUGCCACCAUUAGUAAAUGUCGAAAAAAUUAAUUUCAAUAUGUAUAUUUCCUCUUUCAUAAUAAUAAUGACUAAUAUUAGAUUAAAUUAUAAUAUAGUCUAAUUUUUGUGUUCUACUUCAUAUCCUUUAAAAGUUUAUUUAUAUUUUUAAGUCUGAUUCCGCAUUGUCUAGUUUAAGAUACACCGUUUUUCUAUAUUAUUCCAAAUUAUUUAUAAAGACUAUUAGUUUAAAGUGUAAAAAUCAAAAAAAUCCUUUUUAAAAAAAUGUCCUAUUAUUGCUUAUCUCUUCUAAGUUUAUAUGAAUAUGCAUAUGUAUGACAAAAAUAUAAAUUUAUUGGUGAAAUAUUCUUUUUAUCCAUCAAUUAUUUUUCAUAGAGAUAUUCACAAAAUUGAUAACUAUCAUCUCACAAGUUAUACAAAAUACAUAUAUUAUUCGUGAACCUAUUCUUAAUCUUGUAAAUUUAUAAUUAUAUGCUGUCAACAUUUUAUUGAUAAUCAUAAAAUCUGUAUUCCAAAACAUUAAUAAAAAAUAUUAAUACUUAAAAACUUAAAAUAUAA
Molecule: messenger RNA, 4284 nt
Organism: Eupeodes corollae
Lineage: Eukaryota; Metazoa; Arthropoda; Insecta; Diptera; Syrphidae
Product: protein HID1
Exons: 1
Coding region: 171-2627 (818 amino acids)
Cellular component (GO): Golgi medial cisterna; Golgi trans cisterna; membrane
Source: RefSeq, a predicted model, not a curated record